GGUUGUCUACUCUCACACACCUCGACAUUUAUGGCUGGAGUUUCAGAAUCUACAAAAUGACAAUUUGCUCUUUUCCUGGCUUGAACCCAAUCUGGGAUUAAGGAAACCACAGGCAUAGAGACAUAGCCAAGUUCUGUGGUUAGACGGAGCAUGUUUCAUCUCCUCGCCUACUGCUGGUCUUGGCUGCAGGCAAUUCAAGAGCCCAUCAGAAAAGUGACUAUCCUUGUCCUUGGCCUAGACGGAGCAGGAAAAACUUCUGUAGUCAGAGAAAUCCAGAGAGUACUCUCCUGUGAAGUUCUCCCCACCACGAAGCCAAACCAGACAGAUCUCAGAGUGGACAGGUUUGAGAUAUCCCUCAUUGACCCAACCGGGGGACAGCGAACCUGGAGGAACCACUACGGCAAAGCUCACGGGAUAAUCUUUGUGCUCGACUCUGGUGACAUGGUGCAGAUGGAAGAAGUCAAGAGGACCCUCACCCGUGUCUUGGGGCAACCCAAGGUUGCAGGAAAGCCUCUGCUACUGCUGGCAAACAAACAGGACACACUGGAUGCGCUCCUGCCCUGCGAGAUCAUUGAGUAUCUGUCUCUGGAGAAGCUUGUGAAUGAAACCAAGUCACCGUGUCGCAUUGAACCUUGUUCAGCCAUCAAAAAGCUUCCCAAGCCCCAGUGCUGGACCCUCGUCCAAGGGCUUCACUGGCUCUUGAGCACUGUUGCUGUCGACUAUGAAGUCCUGUGUGACCGCGUCCAGGAAGAUGGCCUUGAACUACAAGCAUUACCAGAGCGGGACAUACCUCGGAAGGCACGGAGACCCCGGAGCAAGACCCGGGAAGACAGGGAGCCACCGGCUAAGAGAGAGAGCUCCCAAUACAGAAAUGCCAAGCCAGAGGAAAGCAAACCACCAAAGCACUCCCAGCACAUUCUCUCACAGAAAGAGGAAGGAACGACGGCUCCCAAGAAAAAGAAGAAGAAAGUAAAGCUCAAGAUGAAGAAAGGUUUGGUGCAGUCAGACAGCACAUUGGCUGCCGAUGACAAACACAAAAUGGAAGUAAGUGGAAGCAAAGUCGGAACCAUCCUUGGCCUCAUCCAGAAAAACAGGGUUGCCCAAGAGAAUCCCAGAAUUCAUGAAACAUCUCCAACUCCAGCAGGACAGAACACAAAGAAGAAAAAUAAAAUACUGAAAAAUAAAAUCAAAACCAAAGAGCAAAUGGAGACCCAACCGGCUGAGCCCCUGUCGAGCACUUUUGAUUUGUAUCGGAGAGCCAUGCUGGCUCUGAAAAUGCAACAAGAGGGGCAGAAGAAGAUGCAGGGAUUUAGCAUUUCCUGAGCCAGUCAAUAACCUGAGGGUAGGAGUCUCAAACUGGUACCGCCAAAGCUAAA
Molecule: messenger RNA, 1376 nt
Organism: Heteronotia binoei (common prickly gecko)
Lineage: Eukaryota; Metazoa; Chordata; Lepidosauria; Squamata; Gekkonidae
Gene: ARL13A
Product: ADP ribosylation factor like GTPase 13A
Exons: 10
Coding region: 151-1323 (390 amino acids)
Biological process (GO): non-motile cilium assembly; receptor localization to non-motile cilium
Cellular component (GO): ciliary membrane; non-motile cilium
Molecular function (GO): GTPase activity; GTP binding
Source: RefSeq, a predicted model, not a curated record